This is a messenger RNA of Toxorhynchites rutilus septentrionalis, 2370 nucleotides long. RefSeq lists its product as uncharacterized. NCBI's taxonomy places the organism in Eukaryota, Metazoa, Arthropoda, Insecta, Diptera, Culicidae. Gene Ontology annotation, molecular function: zinc ion binding; nucleic acid binding. The record is from RefSeq and is a predicted model, not a curated record. The coding region runs from base 1 to 2370 and encodes 789 amino acids. The transcript has 4 exons.
AUGACUCGCAGACGACGCUCACAAAUUCAACAGCAGCAAAAUGAAGAAGAAAACUCAGAGAAAGAGGAGGAAAUGAAUAACGAUGACGAGCGAGAAGUUAAAAUGGAAGUCAGCGUUGGAGGAGAAAGAUUCUUUCAUCCGGAGGAACUGAAGCAGUUGGUUCCAGUUUUCAAAGAAGGAAUCGAUGUCAAACAAUGGAUUGAAGCCUUCGAUCAUUAUCGGAAGCUGUAUUUGUGGAGUGAAAAGUCAACACUACUUUACGCGUCGUGCCGAUUAGCAGGAGCCGCUCAUCAAUGGUUCUUGGGCGUCCAGCAGCAAAUUUCGUCUUGGAGAGAUUUCAAGCGGAUGAUCUUACUGGCUUUUCCGGUUCGUGAAGAUGAAGUGGAUAUUCAUCGGAAGUUAUCGAGAUGUAUCAAAGACUCGAAAGAAUCAUAUGACAACUACGUUUUUCGGAUGAAUGCGCUGGGACAGAAAGGCAAGCUCAGCAACGCUGCGAUUAUCAAAUACACAAUUAGUGGUCUUUCGUACGAUGCACUUUAUCCAAGCAUCGCGUCUCGGCAGUACGAUAGUAUAUACGAGCUGCUAAAUCAGAUCCGAUACUGUGAAGCGAACCAGGAACUGUUCAAGCGCCGUAGUUUACCGGCAAGGAGCCAGAAGUUUCAACCGACAGUUAUCAAUACGACACCGAAGAAGCCACAGGAAGAAAACCAAACAUCGAUACAGGCGAUCCCGAUCAAACGAAGCGACGAGUGUUACAAUUGUCAUGGCUCGGGACAUAUUUCGAUUAAUUGUCCCCAACCUCAACGACGACCAAGGUGCGGUGUAUGCAGAAAGGUUGGACACGAAGAGCAGAACUGUUUCAAGCGGAAUCAGGGCGAUCAAAGAGGUGAACGUCAGCAACCAGUCGAAUCGGCAAAUCAAUCAUCAGAAGCCGGUGGAAGCAGCAGAAACACGGCGUACACAAUUGGCGUGAAGGAAAAAACGAAACGAACGACGAACGAGGAAUGCAAGUUUUUGGAAGUGGACCCAAAUUCGAUGUUGGCGUGUGACGUCAUCAUUGGUGGACGGUUGAAAACCAUGAAGGCGAUGGCGGACUCAGUUAAUAGGGCUAGCGAUAGGGAUCUAGUAGGUGUGAAUGAUUCUAAAAUACAAAUAGUAGGUACGUACUCGACUAGUAUUGUGAUCGAUUCAUUUGUUUAUGUCGCAAAUUUGACAAUAGUUACCGAUACCACGAUGAAAGUAGAUUUGCUUAUGGGCCGAAGAUUCCUUCAGGAUAAUGGUUUACGCGGAUUAACGUUUCGUCGUGAAGUUGCAUAUGAUGUCGAAGCGAUGAAGAAUGUUUUUGAUGGCGAAGUGGAUAGUAGUAUUUUACUUGUCGAUGAAAAAGUAUAUCUCGACACCGGUGAUACAGUCGAAACGAGAUCGCUGAGUGGUAAGGCUUACGAACUUUUCGAACGUAAUUAUUUGAACCGCGAAAAACCAGGCGAGUCUUUGAUUAAGCAUUGCGUGGAGAUAAAAUUAAAGGAAGAUCGUUACUAUAAUGCAACCCCUCUACGUCUUAGCGAUUAUGAACGUAAGCAGCAGAAUAGAAUCGUGCAGGAAAUGAUGUCCAAUGGGAUAGUGCGUGAAAGCGAUUCUCCGUAUUCUAGUCGCGUUGUUUUAACUCGGAAGAAGAAUGGCGAAUAUCGUCUUUGUGUUAAUUUCGAACCGUUAAAUAAAUUAGUGGAACGCGAUCAUUUUCCAUUACCGAUCAUUGAAGACCAAAUCGCGAAGCUACAGGAUCGUAAAUAUUUUACGUCGCUCGAUAUGAAAAAUGGAUUUUACCACGUGGACAUUGCGGAAAACUCAAGAAAAUAUCUUUCAUUUGUUACGGAAGAAGGACAGUAUGAAUUUAAUAAGUUGCCAUUUGGAUAUACGAAUUCCCCGUCGAUAUUUGCGCGGUACGUGAUGAAGGUUUUGAAGAAAUAUGUAGAAUCGGGCGAGAUUGUAGUAUUCAUUGAUGACAUUCUUGUGAGUACGGUUACAAUUGAUGAACAUUUUGAUUUAUUAUCCAGACUUUUUCGUACUUUAGCGGAUAAUCACAUUGAGCUUAACAUGAAAAAGUGUUCAUUCCUUAAAACCGGCGUAGAGUUUCUUGGUUAUUACGUGACGUUUAACCAAAUUCGUCCUAGUAAUCGACUCAUUGAGAACAAUCGUCGUGGAUCAGAUUUUAAGUUCGAAGCGAAACAUUUUGAGUCAUUCGAGAGACUUAAGGAAGCGUUGAUAUCGAAACCAGUUCUUAGUAUUUACAGUCCGAAACUUGAAACGCAGCUUCAUACGGACGCGUCUUCGAAUGGUUUUGGUGGUAUACUCGUACAGCAUCAAGCAUAA